Messenger RNA from Annulohypoxylon truncatum, 3028 nucleotides. RefSeq lists its product as uncharacterized. The record is from RefSeq and is a predicted model, not a curated record. NCBI's taxonomy places the organism in Eukaryota, Fungi, Ascomycota, Sordariomycetes, Xylariales, Hypoxylaceae. The coding region runs from base 720 to 2975 and encodes 751 amino acids. The transcript is spliced from 2 exons.
UACCAGGUACCUGACUCUUCAUCGUUCGUUAUUAUUUGCUGAGCGGAUUGGAGUAUUGCAGCAAUUGCAACAAUUGGCACAGUUGCCAAACAGCUCACAAGAGUCGAUCCUCCCAAUUUCUACCAUCUCUACCAGCAGUUGCAGCACGAAGCACCUGCAGGCAACCCCUAGCUCUCAAAUACAUACAAUUUCGAAGUACGAAUCAGAAGUACAAAAACCUACAGAAACCUGGAACCAAUACAAUUUUCCCUUUUCAGUCCAAUGUGGGAUUAAGACGCGAAACCCCCUAAAAUCGUCUUCUGACCUCAGCUGAUUCUUCGUGCCUAGACCCUGCAUUGCGCUGUUUUUUCUUUUCUUGAAUUUUAUUCUCAUUUCUCAAUUAUUCGAAUAGCAGGAACUAUUAAACCGCACAGCUAGAUUAUUGUCUUGGUAUAAGGCAAUAGCACGUGUUUUUACAUCUACAUAAUUUCCAAUACCAGACUCGACGAGUUGUUAUAGACUUGUCAGUGGCAACUAACAAUUGCUUAAUUACUUAGGUUGCAUCACGCCAAGUUUCGAGCACGCGGACAUCGUCUGAGAGGCCGCUGUUAUCUCCGCGCUCCCCAGGCAGCCCAGGCUCUCUCAACUAUAACAAACCACUUCCGUCUCCGCCUCCCCCGGGCACGAUAGACAAAGUCGAUGGCAGACCUCCCAAACCCGUGCUGAAGCUAAAACGCAUCAUGGCUUCAUUAACUGAAAUCGAAAUAGAGAAACUCUUCUCCGGGGCUCCGCAAUUCUUCGCUCGGUCUCAAGGUCACGGCUCCGGAGCCCCGCACCCAUCCGUGGCUUUCCCCUGGAAUGACGAGUUGGGCAUCAGAGACCUAGCUGACCACGUCCAGAUCACCGACGAUGCCUGGGGUUGUAUCACUGCGUGGCCGCGUAUUAUUCAUCGCGACCCCAUGUCUGUGGCAUCGCCGCCCGGCACGAAGCGUCCUCACUUUAAUGCAAGGUGUCAGGAACGGCCAAGCAUGCUUAGCAUGCAAGGCCUAGAAAAGGGCACGAUCGGUUACCAAGCUGCUUUGGAGAUUUCUGUCGCUGACGCCUUGCAGGAGGAGCAGUAUGGCUUCGACAGCCUGGGUUCUAAGGGUCAUGUGAUCGUAGAACAACGCCAGAAACUCAUCACGUCCAAGGACGGCUUGCGCCAUUUGGACGACUCGACCAUCAUGGAACAGCUGAUGAAAAAUGAGGAGAGGUACCAGGCGGAGAGAAGUGGGAUCCGGAUGAAAUCCCAGGAUUUUUACACCGAGUUAUUCAGUAAAAUUCUCUAUCCGCCGACGAGGGUCAUUGACCCCAAGGAUCCUUACAGUCUUGCUGUACAGAUCUCGGCCUUAGUAAAAGUGUUGGGUGCACCAAAUGCCUGGAUUGAUUUCUCCCGUGUCGAAUGGAGAGUUCGCCUCGGCCAAAUUUUGUGGGCCUUCCCCAUGGACGAUGAGAUUUUUGACGGGGUCUCGAUAAAUGAGGGGAAAGACGCCCAGGAUCGAAGCGAAGAACGAUACUGGCUGCUGCUCCAAAUUCUUCUUGCCUGCGAGCUUCUCAUCCGGUUGGAUGCCAUCACCGACGGUGACGAGAAUGGAUUGGGCGAGAGUCUAAAGGCGUCCGAGGUUCGUAGAUUUGAAAAGGAGGCAAACAUCUCCGUCAAAUGGUCGUUGAUCCUUGCUCGAGCAUGGCUCGAAAACAUCAACGUCACGAAAACAAACACGUCCCACUCUGAGCCAUCCACGCCCAAAGGUUGGCUUUCGUCGUUAACUAGCAAGAUGAAUCUAAAGCAUGAGCACAUGUAUGGAGCACAUCAUGUUGACCAUAGCCAGUAUCGUCACAAUGCUCAAUCCGAAUAUGCGUACGCAAUUCAGGGCAGGUACACCGAGAGACAAGUUUAUGGACUAAUACAUUUUGCGCGCAAGCUACGUUGGCCAGAUAUACAGUUCUCCGGACCAAAAGUAGCUGAGAAGGCUAUGGCGCUAGGUAAAGGAACAUCUAUCACGGCACCUCCAGUUUCGUUUGAUUCACGACGGUCUUCAUAUUUCUCUAAUGCCAAGUCAUCUAUUCCUAAAAGAAGACAGCCAUCUAGGAGACGGAAGAUCGAAGCAGCUCUGCAUGCAUCUGGCUGGUUUUCGAAGUCAUACAUAUCCGGUCUAAUUUUACCUGGUGACAUGCUGUCUCAUUAUCUUAUGUCAGCUUUACUCGAAGUUGACGAAAAUGCCUUGCCAAGGCUUGGUCCGAGAGCCAGCCUUUGUGGCGGAUUCGUCUACAGCGGGAAGAGUUUCUGGAGCACGUCCUGCAUUGUGGGUCGCGUUCUGGCCGCCGGUCAAGGUGCUGCAGAGUGCAUGGGCUGGAUAUCAAGCGACGUAGUUCCACGCGGGCUUGAUGAGGGGUGGGUUAAUGUCACUGUUGAUACUAUGCCAGCCGACCUUGCUCGAACGGGGAGAAAAGCUCGGAUCUAUGGCAAAACUAUCAUAGAACGAGAAUCUGAUGUUCUAGGCGAUGCCGAGCCUUCUAAUGUGCUACCGGCAGACUUUGUUAUUCCAUAUGAAAACGCAUAUGUGAAGUCGCCGCCUUCGAACAUCAGAAUAGAGCUGAAGUCGUUGAAUUUAUACGCUCCGAUAGAUAGCGUAAGCACAACGCCUACAGCAGAUAAGGGUUUCCAUCCAUUCUCCGAACCCAGCAAGGAGAAGGAACCGGAAAUUCGUACAUACCCUGCUUCUACGACGUUUACGAUCUCUCAUGAUUCACUUGACCAGGACGAAUAUCACAACUUCACGCUUACUAAUGAUGUUAAUUUUGUCACGGCGCACCCUUGCGUUGCCUCCAGUUAUGUUAAAUAUUUUAAAUCACCCACUAGCCCUACCAUUCAACAAAUCGACGUCGGCGGCCAUGAUACUAAUGGGAAGUCCUCCAGCCCGGCACAUAUCACAGGUGAGCUCCCCUCCGACCCGUGAGGUACGCAAUCCGCCUUUACUAACACACGCCAGGCCACCCACUUCAUAGAUAU